This is a messenger RNA of Camelus dromedarius (Arabian camel), 3126 nucleotides long. Its product is annotated as eukaryotic translation initiation factor 2 subunit 3, X-linked-like. The record is from RefSeq and is a predicted model, not a curated record. NCBI's taxonomy places the organism in Eukaryota, Metazoa, Chordata, Mammalia, Artiodactyla, Camelidae. The coding region runs from base 11 to 1429 and encodes 472 amino acids. Gene Ontology annotation, molecular function: tRNA binding; translation initiation factor activity; GTP binding. Gene Ontology annotation, cellular component: eukaryotic translation initiation factor 2 complex; cytosol. The transcript is spliced from 12 exons. Gene Ontology annotation, biological process: formation of translation preinitiation complex.
UCCGGGCAAGAUGGCGGGAGGUGAAGCUGCCGUGACUUUGGGCCAGCCGCAUCUUUCUCGCCAGGAUCUUGCCACCUUGGAUGUAACCAGGUUGACUCCACUUUCACACGAAGUUAUCAGUAGGCAAGCCACAAUUAAUAUAGGAACAAUUGGUCAUGUUGCCCAUGGAAAAUCUACUGUGGUAAAAGCUAUUUCUGGAGUUCACACUGUCAGAUUCAAAAAUGAACUAGAAAGAAAUAUUACAAUCAAGCUUGGAUAUGCAAAUGCUAAGAUUUACAAACUUGAUGAUGCAAGUUGUCCUCGGCCAGAAUGCUACAGAUCCUGUGGAAGUAGUACACCUGAUGAGUUUCCCACAGACAUUCCAGGAACCAAAGGGAACUUCAAACUAGUCAGACAUGUUUCCUUUGUUGACUGCCCUGGCCAUGAUAUUUUGAUGGCUACUAUGCUGAAUGGUGCAGCAGUGAUGGAUGCAGCUCUUCUAUUAAUAGCUGGUAAUGAAUCCUGUCCUCAACCUCAGACUUCUGAACACCUGGCUGCCAUUGAAAUUAUGAAGCUAAAACAUAUUUUGAUUCUACAAAAUAAAAUUGAUUUGGUUAAAGAAAGUCAGGCUAAGGAACAGUGUGAACAGAUCCUUGCAUUUGUACAAGGUACAGUAGCAGAAGGAGCACCUAUUAUUCCAAUUUCUGCUCAGCUGAAAUACAAUAUUGAAGUUGUCUGUGAGUAUAUUGUAAAGAAAAUUCCAGUACCUCUAAGAGACUUUACUUCAGACCCACGACUUAUUGUUAUUAGGUCCUUUGAUGUCAACAAACCUGGCUGUGAGGUUGAUGACCUUAAAGGUGGUGUGGCUGGUGGUAGUAUUUUAAAAGGUGUAUUAAAGGUGGGCCAGGAGAUAGAAGUCAGACCUGGUAUUGUUUCCAAAGAUAGUGAAGGAAAACUAAUGUGUAAACCAAUCUUUUCCAAAAUUGUGUCACUUUUUGCGGAACACAAUGACCUUCAGUACGCUGCUCCUGGGGGUCUUAUUGGAGUUGGAACCAAAAUUGACCCCACUUUGUGCCGGGCUGAUCGAAUGGUGGGGCAGGUGCUUGGUGCAGUUGGAGCUUUACCAGAGAUCUUUACAGAAUUGGAAAUUUCCUAUUUCCUACUCAGACGGCUUCUUGGCGUACGCACAGAAGGAGACAAAAAAGCAGCAAAAGUGCAAAAGCUAUCUAAGAACGAAGUGCUUAUGGUGAACAUAGGAUCCCUUUCAACAGGAGGAAGAGUUAGUGCAGUCAAGGCUGAUUUGGGUAAAAUAGUUCUCACUAAUCCUGUGUGCACAGAAGUAGGAGAAAAGAUUGCCCUUAGCCGAAGAGUUGAGAAACACUGGCGUUUAAUUGGUUGGGGUCAAAUAAGAAGAGGAGUAACCAUCAAGCCAACAGUAGAUGAUGACUGAAGAUUGUCAGUUAAAUAAUACAUUUGGAAGAAUUUUCCUUAACAACCUAGGAGUAUAAUUUCAAAGCAAUACUGGGGAAUUACUUUAGUAAAAGCUGUAAGGUUAUUUUCAACUUCCUGUUCUGAACAUAGCCUCAACUAGUUAAAUAAUAGGAUAUACAGUAAAUGUCGGAAUUGGCAUAUUGGUAAGAUUUAAUCCACAUUUUAGCAGAAUUGAUUAUUGCUAAGUAGUCAAAUCUUGCAUCUGUUGAAAUAAAAUUGCUAUUAAAGCCAGCUUUUGCUAUAGCAUACAUACCACUGAACCUGUUUGUAAUAUAAUUUUUCUCUUAUUUUUUCAUGAUUCAUCUUUGAAUUUGUCUGAGCCUGAAUGGCUGUUGCCCCAGUCAAAACUGGAAGACACAAAAUGUCCUUGAAACUAGGUCCCUUUUUUUUUUUCCAUACUUCUUAUUGCCUUCACUUUAAAAUUUAGAAUAAAAAUCAGUAAGUUUAGAGUAAAUUGUCCCUUUAGAGUGUAAGUACUUAUUUACAUAGACAAACCUUUUCUUCCUUUUACUCUGUUCCUAGACGGGAACACAGGAAGCUUAAACCAGUUUUACCUAACCCUUGCACUGUGAUAUGCUGUUCUCACUUGUUAAUCCUGAAAGUCUUUCCAAAUUGAAAAGACACUUUUAUGAAAUAAUCUUAGAUAAGUAACAGAGAACCUUUUGUUUCUUAUUUUAUAUUUUAUCCUAAUGUUCAGUUGAUAUGGUUAGAAAAAUGCAUUCUCAUAUUAGUAAUUAUUUUCUAACAAGUAGCAAGAAUUUUUUAUUCUUAAAAUAUUCACUUGAAGUUACUGAUAGUUAUCAAAAUGGGUAUGUUAUUUUAAUCCACAUUUGAAAAAAAAAAAGAGCAAGAUACUGAUAAAAUAAGCAAUUUGCCAAAGGAAGUAUUUAGUGAUUUAUUUUUCUUGGCUCACAUACACUGAAUUGUUCACUAGUCUGUCAUGUUUAAAAACUGAAAAUUUGAGAUAUUAUAGAUUGAGAGUCUUAAAUGUUUUGCAAUAUUGAUUAUAUUUUUUAAAAAAUGUAAAUGCAGUAUUAACAUUUACUCUAUUGGGACAUAGUCCUACCAUAAAUUUUGUGUUAAGAAUUCCCAUAAUCUAACCUAUGACUGCAAAAAAACCCACCUUGACUAUUACACAUUUAUUGAGUAGUUUGGUUGUGCUUUGCAGUGUUCUGUUAAUUUAUAGAUAGUAAUUUGUCACAAAAUCUCAUUAAGGAAACUAUUGUCAUCGCUUUUUACCAUUGAAGGAGCUGAGGCACAAGGAAGAUAAGUUUGUUCAAGUCUGACAGCUAAUAAGUAACAGAAUUGGAAUUAACCGUGAACUCACAUGCCUUUCUUGGACUAUAUAUUUUCCAGUUAUUGGAUGACAUGAUUUUAUAUUUGCUAGUGAGAUAAAGCUUCAUAAUGUGUCAUUCAAAAGCUUUUUGUUUUUUCACUUUUUUCCUGUACUUGUAUUACUUGUUCUUUUACUAUAUUUUACCUUCUUGUUAUGUUAAUACUUAUUUUAUUACUGUAAGAAUUUCCCUCUGUGAUGGAGGAUACCUCAGUUUCCCUUUAUGGUUAACAGUCUUUGCCUUACACAUUUGAGAGUAAAUACAGGCAAAAUGGACAAAGUGCAUCUUUCAGUUUAAUGAAAUAAAUAUCUAUAAUACUGUU